GUCACAUUUCGAAGACUGGGAAUUGAGGCACCGGAUGGGGUCUAUAGCGAAUACACACAGAGAGAAUUCAUCAUACAGCGCCAAAGCCCAUGACUUCGCAAAGCCAUUACCAGUCAAAGUAGCAGGUCGAUUCUCAGGCUAAAACGGAAUGCUCUGAAAAUGAUCGCGGUAUCUCAGGCAUUUGGGCGCAUCUUCCAUGUCAAUUUACGAUAGGUAAACUCAUCAGAAUACAUAGUAGAACUCAUCUGGUGGACGGUGACAUUUCCUCCUGGUGCUCGUCAGCAGGACAGCGCGUUGUAUGCUGGCAGCACAUGCUGGACCUCGUUUGCAACAUGCGGCUUGCCCACGCAUGAUGUCAGCGUGACAGUAGCUGUGACGAUCAUUCAAGCCUCGCCAUCGUCGUUGACAACCACUAAGCUCGUCUCCCUCCCUCGUGUCCUUCUUCUCUUGAAGCGCCACAUCUGUCCAGACGGAUCUAACGUCGCGAGGACUAGACUCUCAGCGCACACGACCACUCUCCACGUGUACUCCGCCCGCGUCACCUCCACCACCGCACGUACUCCGCUAGCACCAUAGAAGCCUCGAGAUGUCUGCUCCUCCACCGUGGCAAUACGUACUCAAGUUCAUCAUCACCGGCGACGCCGCCGUCGGGAAGUCCUCGCUCCUCGUCCGGCUCACCGACCAGCGGUUUCUCACGAAUCCUGACCCCACUCUCGGCGUCGAAUUCGGGUCGAAGAUGCUCACUCUGCCGCCCACACCGGACACGCCCACGCCGACCGUCGUGAAGCUGCAAGUGUGGGACACCGCUGGGACGGAGUCCUUCCGCGCGAUCACGCGGUCGUACUACCGCGGCGCGGCCGGGUGCCUGCUCGUCUACGACGUCACGUCGCGCAAGUCGUUCGAGCACACGCGGCUGUGGCUCAAGGACGUGCGCGAGUUUGCCGACCGCGAGGUCAGCGUGAUCCUCGUCGGGAACAAGUCGGAUCUGGUCGCAGAGGGCACACGGGAGCGCCAGGUCACGCUGGAGGAGGCACAGCUGUUUGCGCAGGAGGAGGGGCUUAUGUUCACCGAGGCCAGUGCAAGGAGUGGCGACGGUGUGGACGAUGCAUUCAUGACGGCGGCGCAGCAGAUCUUGAAGAAGGUGAAAGACGGGAGGUUUGACGAUGAAAGGUCUCCCGGUGUCAAACUGUCAACGCCUGGUGCGGGCAUAGUCGACGCAGCCGCUUCCAAGCCAGCAUGCUGUGCUACGUAGUGUUCCCUUUCCGAUUGGUCGUUCGUGUUGUGCCCCAUGUUAUUAAUCCUUAGUGUGUACCCGCAUCAUUCCCUCUUUGUUGCAGCCCGUUGGCAGGAUUCUUUCGUACUAGGAAAUCUUGGUUCUGCGAUCAUCUGCGAUAUGACCCCUUGGUGGCCCAAAACGAAUCUGGUUGGAAAGCGAGUCGAACAUGUUGCCAUGUGCCCCGAAACUUUUGAGUACCGGUCUGCCGAUGGGACCUACUCAGCUGUCCCGUGCAGAUGAGCUCGAUUACAUGCGCGCCGUUCCCUCAAUGUGAUGGGAUUGUGGUGAUAGGAUCCGGUGCGCGGGUUGCUUUCCCGGGGCCCAGAAGCAGAAUGAGGCAGCGAAACGCACGCCAAACAUCAUGAAGGAAGAGACAAGAAAGAAGUGAUUGUCCAACGACGAGCUCAUACUACUGUGGACUGGAUUCUACGCCUACAAAGGUAUCGUGCAGCCAUGGAAGAACAGCGCUUCGUGUCUGCAGCGCUUAGUCGUUCCACGCGGGAGAAUCACUUGAACUUGAAUUCGGGCAGCCCGUUCUCCUUCCACUUGAUCUUGUAAUCCUCUACAGCAUACUCUGAUUCUGUAUGUCGCCCAAUCAGCGCAAACGAGCGAAAUGGGGACAAAUGAGGCCCACCAGCAACAGUGCCGUCCUUCUUAGCCUUUAGCAACGAAUCUGCAAUAGCCCAGAAUCCCCUCUUCUCGUCCAUCCACGUGGUCACCAGUCCCCUGCGCGCGAUCACCACCACCCGAGGGUCCACAGCGAGCAUCUUGCCAAGAGAGCGGUCGCCGUCGAACGAAUCUGGCUCGGAAGCAACGACGAGGCACUGGAUGUGCGGGCCCCAGCGCGGUUUCUUCGGCGCCUGGGGGAAGAAGACAGCCGGGUUGAGCAGCUGAGCGAGGGUGCUGAUCAUGGUAGAGCCCUGGAACGCCAGGUGCGUCAGGCUCGAGAGCGUCGCUAGCUUGUUGAGGAGAAUCAGCGCGUGCUCCUGAGUGCGUGGGUAGUCAAGCAGCUCGAGGUGCGUCAGAGUCGCGAAGAGUCGUAUAGAGACAUCGGGGGCCGGCAGCUCGCCGGAUGGGCAGGGGAAGAGGUGCAGGACAGGUAUGCAGAGCCGACGGAGUGCAGUGAGCUUGUUAAGAGCGGGGAGGUGCUGCUCCCAUGUCUCGUUCAUUGGCGCCUCGACGACGAGGGUAUGGAUCUUCGUGCAAACGGGAAUGAUCUUCUCCAUGUAGUGCGCAUCCUUCUGUGCCAGCAGUACGACCUGGACAGCGCUCUUCAGAAACGAUUCGGCCUUAUCUUUCAUCAGAACGGUGACGAAGGUAGAUGGGAAUCGCGCGUCGAGUGAAGACGUCUUGCGGAUCCAGGUGUCGCGACUGGCGACGAUGCGGUAAAGCAGAGGUUCUAGCCUGUAGCUUCAGCUUCAGCGGCUCUGCGACCAACCGCUGCACAUUAGAGAUCAUAGGACACGCACCAUUCUCGCACCCGGGACGCGACGAGCAUGAGCUCAGCGACUCUACGUGGCUCGACCGCCGCCGCCUCCUCGAAGACGAUGCGCUCCAAUUCGGCGGGGAGGCGCGGCUCCAGUGUCGACGGGGAGGCCAUGAUGGUCGGGAGAAGAAAACCGUGCUGCUAGAGCGCGUAAUGAGGUGAUGAACAGGAUCCAUCUCUCCACAAAAUUCCUGGGUGUGCCUGGGUUGAUGACAUAAGUUCCUUGGAACACAUCAAAGUGUGAUGAUCGGCUCUGCUCAACUCACCGGGAGAUAACAUGUUUGAUGGGGAACCGCAGCCACCGUGCA
Molecule: messenger RNA, 3070 nt
Organism: Mycena citricolor
Lineage: Eukaryota; Fungi; Basidiomycota; Agaricomycetes; Agaricales; Mycenaceae
Source: the annotation of a GenBank genome assembly